Molecule: messenger RNA, 668 nt
Organism: Sorghum bicolor (sorghum)
Lineage: Eukaryota; Viridiplantae; Streptophyta; Magnoliopsida; Poales; Poaceae
Product: leucine-rich repeat-containing protein 59-like
Exons: 2
Coding region: 169-594 (141 amino acids)
Source: RefSeq, a predicted model, not a curated record
UUCGAUAAAUUUCAUUCGUUAUUAUUUAUCAUUUGGUAAAUUGUAGUUUUCGGUUCAAUCGUUAUUUGCUAUGACUUCUUAGAAUUGAAUUAUUUGAACUGUAGCUAUGGCCGGACGACCGGUAGUCCGUACAUCCACAAGCCGCUUCCUAGCGGUGUUCCAGUACCUAUGUGCUUUUGUGGUGAUCCUUGCAAGGUAGAAAUUUCGGAAGACGAGGAAACCUAUCGGCAGAGGUAUUGGAUGUGUUCGAAUUUUGCCUGGGAGCCUACGCCAAAACAACGCCGCAGUAACUUUAUUACCCCUCCACCAUUGUGUGAUUUUGAGCAGUGGAUCGACACUGAGGUUAAGGAGUCCGACAAGCGGCUUCUACAAGGCCUAAAGGAGUGGGAUGCAGAGCGUGCAGAGAUAUUAGAGAAGAGACGUAGAGAGGAGGCUCAAAAGAGGGAGCACAAGGAAGAGGAGGAAAGAAGACGUGUUGCUGCGGCUCGGGAGGAGAGGGAAAAGAAGCUUGAGCGUGUGCGCCGAGCGAAGGCAGCGAUUGAUGAGAAUCCAGAUGCCCAGAGGAAGGGAAAGUGGCCUCGUUGCACUCAGUAGUUACAUUACCUUCUUGUUCUUUGUUUGGUUCAUGGACAAUAUUGUUUUGUGUUGGAAUUUUCAAUUUGUUGUUA